Paramecium tetraurelia is the source of this 2469-nucleotide messenger RNA. RefSeq lists its product as uncharacterized. The record is from RefSeq and is a predicted model, not a curated record. Gene Ontology annotation, biological process: regulation of transcription by RNA polymerase II. Lineage: Eukaryota; Ciliophora; Oligohymenophorea; Peniculida; Parameciidae. The transcript has 8 exons.
AUGGCAUACGAAAAUUGUGUAGUUUGCGGGAAAAGAUAAGAUGGUUUAUAUAAGUUGGUGCCUCAUUUUAGAUCAAGUCAUCCUAGCAAAUACAUUCAUAAGAUGUGUCUGCUUUUAUUUCGCUCCGAUUGGAAUCAUCGAGUUGCUGCGAAUGAGGAAUUGUAUUACAAUGACUACAGAAGACAUUGUUCGAUAUGUGAUAAACGAAGUAAGUAACAGGUGGUUAGAUGUGCACACAGUUCUUGUAGAAAUAGAUUUCAUUUGGACUGCUUAAAUAAUCCUGUAAUCUAAGUAAACUCGAAUUCGAGGAAUCAUUAUCCAAAGCUAGAUGUUUAUUGUCCUGAACAUUCUUUCGAUUUAAUUAGACCCAACAAUUUGGACAAGUGCGUAGAAUCCAUUUUCAAUGACCAUCUAUUAAGUUAAGAAUAAGAACCUGGCUAAAUUUAGAAGAGCAAACACAAAAAAAAGCAUAAGAAGAAGCAUUCUCGAUCUAGGUCCAGAUCUCAUAAGAAAUCACGCAGACGAUCCAGUAGCCAAUGUCGAUUUAGUGACAGUCGAAGUUCGAAAUCAUCAAAAUCGCAACCCAAAAAUCCUCCUCUCCCAGAAAAAGUCGGUUUAUUGAUUAUCCCUGAAAGCAAGAUUACUGACUGUAUGAUAAGAGAAGUCAAAAAUCUCACCUAAGCUCCUAUUUUGGAAAAAGAGGAAUCCUACAUUGAACCUUUGCCAAUCCCUCAACCUCCCCCUUAGCCAAUAAUUGGAUAGAAGGAGGUUGAAAAAUAAAUAAUUUAUCCCCAAACUCAAAGGCCUUUUGUUGAGGAUCCUGAGUUCCCCUACACUGAGAGAGAAAACAAGAGGGAUCAGUCCAUUUUGAAGUGGUGGGACAAAAUAGAGGAAAUUUACUUUAAAGGAGAAGAAAAACUACCAUACACUAAGAUCGAAGAAUUCAAGAACCCCUUUGAAUGGUCUAAUCAAGGACUGGACGAGGAAUUGCUCAAUUAUGCUGAUCAGACUAAUAUUGAACCAAUCAUACAGUUGAGAUUUCAAUGUAGAGGAAGCAUUAAUGUUUUAAUUAGAUCUUCAAAAGCUCAGUAUUAUUUCAUUCGAUAUAGUUUUACCGAGCAUGUAGGCAAAGCAACACCCAAAGGAUUGUUGAGGACCAACAUACAAUUGUAUAGAUAUUUAUAAGAAACAGUUGACAUUCCUACAUAUUCUGAUAAGGAAAUAGUUGGCAAAGAUCUAAUUUAUUUAGAAGGUUGCGAAUUAUCUAAGUAGGAAUAUUAGGAUUGUUUUGAAUUAGAAUAACAAAUUAAAGAAGUUAAUUCUAAAUUGGAAUCUCAAUUAGACAUUGAAAGUGAUGCAAUCCAACAAUUUGAUAUUGUCUAUCAUAUCUUGAAUAAAGAGCUCACCUCUCUUGUCUAACUAAACAAUCAAUCCAGAGAGUAAAUCAAUAUCCAAAUCAACGACCAAAAUUUCAAAAUACUAAACACUCAAUAGCAACUACUGAUGGACUUAUUAAAGUGGUCUUAAAUAGUCAAAGCCUUCAUCAAUGGAUACAAAGACAAAAAUGAAGAUGUGUUAAAUUCCUUUUAUCCUUGCCAAUUAACAUUGACAUCACAAUCCUCCCAAAAAGCUUAGUAAAAGAAGAAGAAAAUCCACUCCAAAGAAAAUACUCAACCUUUAGACACAGACUGCAAAAUCUGUUUUGAUUAUCAUUAUACAGAUAUCAACCCGGUUAUCUACUGCGGAAAGUGUUCAACAUCAUUUCAUAAGAAUUGCUAUGGUUUGACUGGACCCCUUGAUGAAGAUGAUGUUAUUUGUGAAGCAUGUAGCUAUGAAUCCUCAAAGUUGUAUUAAUUCAGAAGAGGUGCUGCAAAAUGUGGAAUAUGCAAAAAAUUAGGAUUGCCCUAAAAGUACAUGAGAAACCACUUUUACCAUGUUUCUUGUUUGCUUUUAACUAAUUAAGUCAUUUUAUCAGACGGUGCCUAUGCUGUAAGGUAUAGGAAGAACGAUAUUAAACAAUCUUGCAAAGAUAAUGAAUAGAGUACACCUUAAUGUGCUGUUUGCGGAGAUUCUAAAGGAUUCCGUUUUUUGUGUUCUGGAGGGGAAACCAUACCGUGUAAGCAUGCCUUUCAUCCCAUCUGUGCUUAUCUUCAUGGCUUGACCAUUGACAUCGAAAGUGAAGAUCUUGAACAGUGUUGCAAAGAACUACGGUUUGCUCAAUUAAAUGUGCAUAUCAAAUGUGUCUUACAUUGUAAUAAAACUUUGUAAGAACUAGUAUAGUAAACUUACUACAGGAGAUUUGCACUGAAUUAUGAGCAGACUGCCAAAUGUGGAGGGGAAGACGUAUUCAAAGAGGAAUUCAAGAAAUCUAAAGGCUAUAGAUAUCUCUCGCUAAAGUUACCCAUUUCAAGAAAUGACAAUUUAUAAUAAUUUAUUAAUUAAAAUGGUACACCAACCCAACAGAUGUGA